UAAUCUAUAAUUUAACCUCAAUAUUUUGACAUUUGUCAAAAUUAGGAAAUUGAAAAUAAAAUAUGUAACUUUCAAGGAAAUUCAUAUUAUUCUUUUUUAAUGCGAUAUUUAUAAACACUAUUUAAUAACUGCUUACCCUUUAUACUACAAAAUCGUGCUGAUAAUGACUACUAAGUUGCUUCAGCUGAGGACAUUGCUGAGAUACAAUUAUUUGAUCAAGGCAGAUAGAUGCUCAGCAAUAUGCCCUCAAAAUUUCAACUAUACACAAAAAAGAAAUUACAAAAAUUUCAGUCAUAAACCAGAACCUGAACCAAGAAUAACAAAAAUUUUCUGUAUAAUUUUGACUCUUGGUGUGGUACUUCCAUGUCUGAACUAUGAAUGGUUUGGAGAUAAAUUGGAUGAAUACCUACCCAAAGUGGAUGCUCAUAGUGGUAAUAUCAAAGAUCAAAUGAAUUCGGAAACUUCAAGUGAAAUUGAGGAUGAGGAAAACAAGAAAAAAAAGCCGAAAAAGAAAAUUGGAUUUAGGGAUCGUAAAAUCAUAGAGUAUGAAAACCGCAUUCGGCAGUAUUCGACACCAGAUAAGGUUUUCCGAUAUUUUGCCACACUUCAGGUGCAGGGUCCAACUGUUGAUCAGCAUGAGAUCUAUAUGACUCCUGACGAUUUCUUGAGAUCAAUGACACCUGGUCUCAAACAGCCGGAUGGUUACGGCCUUGACCAAUACCGACGAUAUGAUCCAAAACAUUCCCUACAGAGUGUUCAUCAAGAGUUGGAACUGACACUAGACGAAGACAGUAUAUUUUAUAAACUGGGAAGCUCUGGACUCAUAACUUUUUCUGAUUAUAUAUUUCUGCUGACAGUGUUAUCAACAUCCAGACGUCAUUUUGAAAUUGCGUUUCGCAUGUUCGAUUUGAAUGGAGAUGGUGAUGUCGAUUGUGAAGAAUUCGAAAAAGUUGCUACUUUGAUAAGGCAGCAAACUAGUAUUGGUUCAAGGCAUAGAGAUCAUGCUGCAACUGGUAACACGUUCAAGGGUGUCAAUUCUGCCUUAACAACUUACUUCUUUGGGCCAAAUUUGAAACAGAAGUUGACAAUUGAGAAGUUUCUAGAUUUCCAAGAGAAAUUACAGAAGGAAAUUCUGAGUUUGGAGUUUCAACGGAAAAACCCAGAUGAAAAUGGGAGAAUAACAGAAGCUGACUUCACAGAAUUGCUUUUGGCUUAUGCUGGCUAUCCAGAAAAGAAGAAAGCAAGGAUGUUGAAGAGGGUUAAGAAAACUUUUAGAGAUCAUGGAAAAGGAAUUUCUAAAGAAGAUUAUCUUAACUUCUUCCAUUUUCUGAACAACAUAAAUGAUGUCGAUAUUGCUUUAACAUUCUAUCAUAUAGCUGGAGCUUCAAUUGAUCAAGCUACGUUAAAACAUGUUGCUAAGACUGUGGCUCAUGUCAAUUUAAGCAAUCAUGUUAUAGAUGUGGUGUUCACUAUUUUUGAUGAAAACCAGGAUGGGCAAUUGAGUAAUAAAGAAUUUAUAUCUGUGAUGAAAAACAGGCUUCUCCGUGGAUUAGAAAAACCAAAGGAUACUGGCUUCAUCAAAUUAAUGCAAUCUGUAAUAAAAUGUGCUAAAGAUACUAAACCAGCAUUAUUGGAUAUCUGAAUAUUUUUAAUGCUCAACUUUUUUCGAAUUUUUGCCGAAUUUUUCUAUAACAAUAUUGAUUGUAUAGGACCAGUUGGAUAAAUUUAAGAAAAAAAUACGCAUUCUUUUACUUAUUGAUUGUUAUAAAAAUUGUUAUUUGCCUAUUUCUAAUUUAUAUGGAAUGUUAUCUCAAUUAUUUUCAUUAAUAUAAAUGUUUUGAAAUA
This is a messenger RNA of Harmonia axyridis, 1845 nucleotides long. RefSeq names its product calcium uptake protein 1 homolog, mitochondrial (gene MICU1). Gene Ontology annotation, biological process: mitochondrial calcium ion homeostasis; calcium import into the mitochondrion. The record is from RefSeq and is a predicted model, not a curated record. Bases 164 to 1642 code for a protein of 492 amino acids. Gene Ontology annotation, molecular function: calcium ion binding. Gene Ontology annotation, cellular component: uniplex complex. Lineage: Eukaryota; Metazoa; Arthropoda; Insecta; Coleoptera; Coccinellidae. The transcript is spliced from 11 exons.